Messenger RNA from Nasonia vitripennis (jewel wasp), 2767 nucleotides. RefSeq lists its product as uncharacterized. The coding region runs from base 783 to 1715 and encodes 310 amino acids. The transcript is spliced from 6 exons. The record is from RefSeq and is a predicted model, not a curated record. Lineage: Eukaryota; Metazoa; Arthropoda; Insecta; Hymenoptera; Pteromalidae.
CUGCUCUCUACAGUCGCCUGUCGCGCCGUCCCGAAAAGCGAGAUCCAGAGUUGCGGGUAUGCUUGUAGCGCACUUUAUAUAGGUACACUCGUUCGAUCUCUGCAUAGGCAAAGGCACAUCGGGUAGACCUGGCUGCUCGAGUCAAUCCAACGAAGAUGCAGGAGCCGCAUGGACGGCGGGAGGUUUAAAGGCCCGAGCGCCUGGCGAGCCCGGGGGAGGCAAACGCGUAAUAUAAUUAAUGAGCACAGUUUAUUAACUAUAUUACGCGCAGCUACGUGCACUGCAGUCGCACAAGAAGACGAGGGCUUAUAGCUGAGCGCGGAGGUUAUGACGACUGCAGGAGUAGGGGGGCGGCCGCGCGCAGUUCCGGUGGCAAGCUACGUAGGAACGUAGGUAAUACGAGUAUGUACGUACCUACGGGGCUAUGGGUGGCAGAGCGGCGCAUCGCAUUCUCGCGCGCCGACAAUGCAUUAUUGAGCCACAGCCUCGCAGAGCGCUUAACGUAUAAUGGUGCGCCGUCAUCGGCCUCCUCGCCCUCGCCUGCACUCCGAGUACACUCGUAAAAGAUAAUAGGACUUGGAACGACGACUGCGGAGGUGUCGAAAGCGGGCCACGAGGCGAAAGUCGGAUGUCAUGCAUCCUGCGAGUGCGGCUGCACCCCCGAGCGAGAGCAGACUGACGAAAAGCCGCCGGUGAUCGAUUCGAGUCGCCGAUUCCACCGCAGAAUAACCGGCGAGAGAUCGGCCGAGACGGCGCAACGCUACUGCAGUAGAGAGCGAGAAAUGGCCAAUCGACUGCUGACGCCGCUGCUUCUGUCGCUGAUGCUGCUGCGGGCCGAGAGCCGCUGCGGCGAGAGACUCGAGCGCGCCCUCGACAUGAUGCAGCAACGGAGCAACUCUGCUCGGCGGCGCUUCGACGCCGACGACUCGGACUUGGUCUACCGCCAGAGGCUUCGCUCGGCUCCCGUCGACGUCUCCGUCACGAGGCUGCUUGUCGAGAUCCCCCCGACGAGGAGCUCGGGCAGCCGGGACGGCCCGAGCUGGGCAAAGGUCGAGCGCUGCUCGUACGAGCCGAGCAACAACUCGAUCCGCAGCCGCGUCGGCUUCAACGAGCUGUCGGUGAGCGGCCUCGUGCAGCUCGCUGCCAGCGCCCAGGAGCCGAGUCGGGAGCAGGCCCGGCUCCUCGGGCUCCCGGCCGAGUCCUGUCGCAUGAGCCUGCGGCUGCGUCGCGCCGGCAUGGACUUCUACACGAGCCCGAUCGCCAGGGGACGAGGCCAGAUGCGCAUCCGCACCGAGUCCAGCUUCCUCGAGCCCCGCUUCGCCAGCAUCUACGCCUACGGCUGCAGACCCGUCGGCCCAGCGCCGGCAGCCAAUUACGACCGGCUCGAGAGCAGCGAGCCCCGGAAGAGGGAGAUCGGCAAGGCGAAGCCCGACUCGAACGCGGUGUCCAACUCCUCGGCGCUCGGCGCGGAGGCCGAGGAAGCUCUCGAGGAGGAGAACCGCCUCGGCGGAUCGUUGGCCGCGAUCCCGGCGACGCCUGCCGACGCGCUCCUCGACUCGCUCUGGCGAUCGCGCGGCGACAUAGCUCGCGAGAUGGAGGACGUCUUUCUGAGGAGCGCUAGCCAGGCCAUCACGCACUACAUAGAGCGACAGCUGCACCCAGCCAUCAAGGAGACACUUAUGCUCUCCAUGGGCUACACCAUCAGCUACGGCUGAGCUGCGCUUUCUCCGCGCUAUACCACAACCGUUCAACGCUCUAUAAAAACUCUAUCAAAAUUUUCAAUAAAACUAAUAGUUGCGUAUAUGUUUUAUUUUGCGCAAAAUAUCGUAGACUGUCGUUGUUGAAAGACAACGCGCUAUUCAUACCUUCGCGAUUUUCAGCUGAUACUCCAUAUUUUUAUGCGGUUAUAAUUAUUACUAUUUUUUUCAUGACCAUUUACAUCCUUGUAGAGGGGUGAAAACGACCAUUUUUGGUGCUGCUCAAACAUCAUCCUCGCUUGGAAAAGACCAUUUUCGUCCCAAGCUGCACAACAACGCACUAUCCCUCGUAGUCGUACAAUUGUACUAUUUCAGAGUACGCGAAAUAACUCGACUUACUGCAAGCGGUGCUUGAUUUUCCACUACAAGUCUUUAUCUGAAUCAUUGAACUGUAUCAAGAAUAUUACACUUAAUGUAUAAAUACUUAAAAAUUCAUUAUAAUUAGACUGUACAUUUAUUUUAAUUUCACGUAACAAAACGAUUACGCGGCAAGAGUUGAUAAUGAUCCUACUACUUUUAUUCAUGACUAAAUAGUAUCACGUAUGAAAACCCCGAUAAUAUAACAAUGCCAUGGACAAGACUUGAUAAAAUCUAAUCUUUCUACUUUUGAAAUAUUAAAAAUAACUUAUUUUUCAAAAUUAAGCCGACUAAUCGGCCAGAAGAUAAUGGUAAAAGCAAUGUUUUACAAAUGAAAUUUUGAAAAGAAAUGUGUAUAUUAGAUAAAUUAAGAAAAAAAAAUAGUUUUUACACUCAUUGCAUACGUCAAUCUCUGCGCCUAUCUUAAACUUUAAUCACAGCGACACAUCUUCUCUGAGGGAUGUUUCACCUAGCCACUGCGAAUCGGCAGGUAAUCAAAAGAGAAAAAAAACGCAACAGUUCACAGACUAGCGUGCGGCCGCCAGGCGGCAAAGGAGAAAGAACCUGAUACUUUCAAUCUUUUUGACUAAUCAUUAUCUUUGUUUUCUUGCAAAUAUCAAUACAACACAAUAAAAAAAAAGCUUUGCAUUCGA